This is a messenger RNA of Seriola aureovittata, 4336 nucleotides long. It is a transcript of the gene klhl17, whose product is annotated as kelch-like family member 17. NCBI's taxonomy places the organism in Eukaryota, Metazoa, Chordata, Actinopteri, Carangiformes, Carangidae. The transcript is spliced from 12 exons. Gene Ontology annotation, molecular function: protein binding. The record is from RefSeq and is a predicted model, not a curated record. Bases 101 to 2059 code for a protein of 652 amino acids.
CUGUGCGUACAAGAACAAGUAGUGUUUUGAUGCUACACGUGAGGUUUUAAUUAAAUGCUCAGCUUCACCGCACACCCACAGAGGAGACAUUCUCCUGUUUAUGUUUUCGUCCGUUACGUUGCACACCUACAAAGCUGGGCAAGCUUACAGACCGGAAGAAAUCACUGCUAUCACAUCAACACCGACGACGGUUGCUGUUUUCUGGGGUUUUCAGUUGCCCAGAGUGCGGCCCAGGCAAGAGCCCGUGACCGCCACAUCAGGCACCAUGAUGGAAGGGGGCAUGCAGCUGCUCAACCGUGAUGGCCACAGCAUCUCGCACAACUCGAAGCGCCACUACCAUGACUCCUUCGUGUCCAUGAACAGGAUGCGACAGCGCGGCCUGCUGUGUGACAUUGUGCUCCAUGUCUCCAACAAAGAAAUCAAGGCGCAUAAAGUGGUGCUGGCAUCCUGCAGCCCCUACUUCCACGCCAUGUUUACCAACGAGAUGUCAGAGAGUCGACAGACCCACGUCACCCUUCAUGACAUCGACCCUCAGGCCUUGGAGCAGCUAGUCCAGUAUGCCUACACAGCUGAGAUUGUGGUCGGGGAAGGCAACGUGCAGACGUUGCUCCCAGCUGCGAGCCUGCUGCAGCUCAACGGGGUGCGGGACGCCUGCUGUAAGUUCCUCCUCAGCCAGCUGGACCCGUCCAACUGCCUGGGCAUCCGAGGCUUCGCUGACACGCACUCCUGCAGUGACCUGCUCAAGUCGGCACACAAGUAUGUCCUGCAGCACUUUGUUGAGGUGUCCAAGACAGAAGAGUUCAUGCUACUGCCGCUGAAACAGGUCCUGGAUUUGAUCUCCAGCGACAAUCUCAACGUGCCAUCUGAAGAGGAAGUGUACCGGGCUGUGUUGAGCUGGGUGAAACAUGAUAUAGAUGGACGCAGGCAACAUGUACCUUGGCUGAUGAAGUGUGUUCGGCUGCCACUGUUGAGGCGAGACUUUCUGAUGAGCAAUGUGGAUACUGAGCUGCUGGUGCGUCAUCACUCGGAGUGUAAGGACCUGCUGAUCGAGGCUCUGAAGUACCACCUGAUGCCUGAGCAGAGGGGAGUCCUCAGCAACAGCCGAACGCGCCCGCGACGCUGUGAGGGCGCCAGCCCUGUGCUCUUCGCCGUUGGUCAGUGUGCCCCUGAAGGUGGUGGCAGCCUGUUUGCCAUCCAUGGAGACUGCGAGGCGUACGACACCAGGACAGACCGCUGGCACAUGGUGGCAUCCAUGUCCACCCGGCGGGCACGGGUGGGCGUGGCAGCCAUCGGCAACAGACUCUAUGCUGUUGGAGGGUAUGACGGCACCUCAGACCUCGCAACUGUGGAGUCCUACGACCCCAUCACUAACUCCUGGCAACCUGAGGUUUCCAUGGGAACACGGCGGAGCUGUUUGGGUGUCGCUGUCCUGCAUGGGUUGCUGUACGCUGCUGGAGGUUAUGAUGGAGCUUCCUGUCUCAACAGUGCAGAGCGUUAUGACCCUCUGACCAGUACAUGGACCUCAAUUGCUGCCAUGAGCACCCGAAGAAGAUAUGUCCGAGUCGCAACUCUGGAUGGCAGCUUGUAUGCAGUGGGAGGUUAUGACAGCUCCUCACAUCUCGCAACAGUGGAGAAAUAUGACCCUCAGAGCAACACAUGGACGGCCAUCGCCAACAUGCUGAGUCGGCGCAGCAGUGCUGGGGUGGCCGUGCUGGACGGCAUGCUGUAUGUCGCAGGAGGCAAUGACGGCACCAGCUGCCUGAACUCAGUGGAGCGCUUCAACCCCAAGACCAACACCUGGGAGGGAGUGGCCCCCAUGAACAUACGCAGGAGCACCCAUGACCUGGUGUCUAUGGACGGCUGGUUAUACGCAGUGGGGGGUAACGAUGGCAGCUCCAGUCUCAACUCCAUCGAGAAAUACAACCCGCGCAGCAACAAAUGGGUGGCAGCCUCCUGCAUGUUCACACGGCGCAGCAGUGUAGGCGUGGCAGUGCUGGAGCUGCUGAACUUCCCGCCGCCCUCCUCGCCAACCCUCUCAGUUUCCUCCACCAGCCUUUGACACGGGGUCACCGCUUGGCUGAGCUCAGCCUCCGCUGCUACAGCCCAGACUGGCUCUGGGAAGAGACGCAACUGCUCAGUUUGACACGGGGAGGAGGAGGAGGAGGACAGGAGAGGAGAGGACAGGUAAAUGGAUGGAAGGGGGAGAAGAGACAGAGGAAUGGUGAGGAUGAGGCUCCUGGUUUGGUUCAUAUACAGUCACCUCAAGAAUUAGUGGCACUCUUGGUAAAGAUUUGCCAACCAAAAUGUGCAACUUAAGUCAUGAAUUUAGCUAUUUGAUUUAAAUGUUCCACAAGUAACUACUCAUUUUUCAUGAAUAGUUGAGGGACGGCGGAUGAUUCCUGAAAGAUCCACCAUCUCAUUUUUUUUUUUAUUUUAUCACAUUGGUCAUUGGUCAAACCAAUCUGGCUGCUUUUUACCAAGUUUGCCGAUAAUUCUAGACCCCACUAUCCUGAUGCCUGAAGCUCCACUGUACAGCUCCACCAUACAGACACCAGCUCCCACUCUCUUCAUGAGUACAAAGAUAUUCCUGGAUAAAGAUGUGUGAAAACUGACCGGUCUUUCCCCAAGCCCCACUUUUUUUUCCCACCACUCCAGUGUUUGACACACUCAUCGUGAAACGUGGUGGACUCUUGAUUCUGUCAUGUGUGAUGUAAAUGUUUUUUGGUUUGAUGUUGCUGUCUUCUGCAAGGUUUUUUUUUUUUGAUGUCAGGAUUUUUUGCAAUAAUGUAUAAAACAAAAAAAAGAGAAAGUGAAUGAUUUUACUUUUGGAAUGUAGCGUUUGACUGGUUGUACCAUGCAUGUUUACGUACUGGCAUUGACUCCUAACAGGAGGAUAAAAUGUUGUAGUGCUGCUAUGCCACACUAGGUGGCAGUAACAGGCAAUGCUGUAAACCCUUCCUGCACUGCAAGAGAGCAUGGACACCAAUGACAUAGAAAAGCUAGGUCCUCAGAUCUGUACAAGAGUUUGGAACUUUUUUUUUUUUUUUUAUAAAAAACAGAGAAUAAUUAUGUUGAACUAUAGGUAUUUAUAAAAAUGAAAUAAAUUCUAAUAUAUUCUGUUUUAAAGAUGCUCAGAGAAGGAAACGGACAGACCUAUGCCUAUUUAAGAGUGUUUUUAAUAUUUAUUUAGGUGUGUGAUGUGCAUAUCGUCAAUGGAAAUGACAAAGAGAAUGUCUAAGUGUGAGACAGGUAGUUGUUCAGCUUGUGUGUGUGUUGGGAGUUUCUCCUGAGAGGACUGACUUUUGCAUUUUGAUAUGCAGCAUUUCAUUUGCAUUUCUUAACGUUUCUUCACUGCCACAAGCAUGAUCUCAUAUGACACUGUAUGUUACAUUUGUGCAAAAGGCUUCAGUUGCUUCCAAACUUAUUGACCAGUCAAUGACGGGACUCAAUAGUUUCUUUAAUCCUACUUCUCUAUUAUUUUUAAAAAGACAUGGAGGUGGAUAUAAUCCCUGGACCUGUGACAGCUUACAAUGACAUUAAAGCAGCAAGUACUAGUUUACCUUCAGUAUACCAACACUUGACACUAAUGAGUAACGUUGUUGACACUUGGUGCUGUCAUAUUCCCCUCUACACUCUAUCAAGUGUAGUGUCUUGUUAUAUUACCUCAUUGUUGAAAUGGAUCCAGCUCUUUUGCAACAAACAUGAACUAGGAACCACCGUAUGAUUAACCACACAUAUACUGGCUAUAGAACCUGUGGUGGGUAAUUUUAGGAACGUCACCACAGAACUUGCAUAGUCUAAAAUAAAUGGGUCACUUUGAGUCUUUUCAACUCAGUUGAGAGUCAAUACCUGGGUUCAGUUCAUGUGUAGCGCGGUGAUACCAUUCCAGACUUCUGAGAAGUUGCCUUUUUUUUUCCUUAUUUUGAAGGAUUUUGUUGAUUCGGUUAUGUUUAUCUAAAACUACCUUACUUUUCAUUUAUACAUUAGUGGACCCAGUAGAAUAGGGGCUGUGGUGGUCUUAUGGAGACGCUGUCGAUGUGCGUCAGGGACAGACUAGAAAAAAAGGUACAUGAAACCACAUAAGACUUUGGCCUCCAUUCUGCUGAUCAAACUGUAAAUAGAAAGAUUGCUAAAGUUAUCUUUAAUCCAUUUGUGCAAUUUCAGUGUGACUGUAACUUUUUUUAGUUUGUGUUUCAUGUGGUGACAAUUGUUUAUUUAUGUUUGUUAUUUAAGAAGAACUUUAAAAUAUUGAAUUUUGCACUAUUGCGAAAUGGAGCAAUACUACACACUGUAAAAAAAAAAAAAAAAGAAAUAAAGUGGUUUUCAGAUGUGAUAA